Messenger RNA from Colias croceus (clouded yellow), 2196 nucleotides. Its product is annotated as kanadaptin. The record is from RefSeq and is a predicted model, not a curated record. The transcript has 10 exons. Gene Ontology annotation, molecular function: mRNA binding; protein binding. The coding region runs from base 190 to 2175 and encodes 661 amino acids. Lineage: Eukaryota; Metazoa; Arthropoda; Insecta; Lepidoptera; Pieridae.
GGUAUCUGGCAAUCUGGAUUCUCCUGGAAGCUCCUGAGUCUUGCUAAUAUUUAUAAUAAGUAUAUUCCUGCAUCUCGAUGUUAUGUUAUUAAAAAGUAUUUCUUCAAUUUUGUGUUAUGUUAUUAAAAAACUUUUAACACAAAUAACUUUAUCUUACGAAUAACGUUAUAAUAAUCUAAAUACCGCGAUAUGGAAAACAGUUCAAAUGAAGAUUCCAAACAUAGUGAUAAAAUUGAAUUUAAGAAGCCUGUGUUGUUCGGACGAAUAGGUAAACUGCCGAAGAAGGUAAAGCCUGAAAGCCAAAAUGUGCAAGUUAGUAACGAAGAGAAUGAACAAACGAGAAGUGAUUUUGAAGCCGAGAAAUCGAAGAGCCCUUUGCCGCCCGCUCUCAUUUUUAAAGAACUAUCGACGCCUAUUCCUUAUAAAGAACCGAAAUGGUCAGGUCUUGCUCCGGAUGGUACAGAAUAUGGUUUGGAAGUAUUAAAAUCAGGGAUGAUAGUGGAAAAAGUUGAUUUAACUCAAAAAGCAUACUUUGUUUUUGGUAGACUCGCCAAUUGUGAUGUAAUGUUGGCUCAUCCUACAAUAUCAAGACAUCAUGCAGUCCUACAAUACAAAGCAUUCGCAGAAGAAAACGAACCAACCUCCGGCUGGUAUCUCUACGAUCUCGGAAGCACGCACGGCACAUUCCUUAAUCGAGAUAAGUUAAAGCCGCAAACAUAUACGAGAGUCAGAGUCGGACAUCAGAUUAAGUUUGGGACUAGCACGAGGACUUAUAUAAUGCUGGGCCCAGACUACGAUUGCGAAGGCGAAUCGGAAUUAACAGUAACAGAGAUAAAACGCAGAGCGCAGCAGAUGAAAGAAGAAAGAGAUAGAAUGAUACAAGAAGCAAAGGAGCAGAGGGAGAAGGAGAGAGUGGAAGAGGAAAAGAGAAGGGAAGAGCAGGGGAUUGAUUGGGGGAUGGGCGAAGACGCAGACGAAGAAACAGAUCUAGCUGACAAUCCGUACGCCGUCACCGCUAACGAAGAACUAUAUUUGGACGAUCCUAAAAAAACUCUACGAGGUUACUUCGAAAGGGAGGGACAUGAGUUGAACUAUGACUGUGAAGAACGGGGUGUUGGACAGUUUAUUUGCAGAGUAGAACUACCGCUAGACGAUCCGCACGGUAGACCCAUCAUGGCUGAAGUUAUUCACAAGGGAAAGAAGAAAGAAGCGGUUGUUGCUUGUGCGCUAGAAGCUUGUAGGAUAUUGGACAGAGCCGGGGUGUUGAGGCAAGCUAAACAUGAAUCACGUAGAAGAAAACAGCGCGACUGGAGCGCUGACGACUACUACGACUCUGACGAAGACACUUUCCUCGAUAGAACUGGUAGUGUAGAAAAGAAGAGAAGACAGAGAAUGGAGAAACACGGUGUAGUUCAGGGGGGCAGUGAAAAGGCACUCACUUAUGAGGAAUUGCUACAACAAAUAACAGACAUAGAAGCGAACAUACAAACAGAGGAACAACAGCUCGACCGUCUCCGUAGGACGGACAAACAGACAAACAGCGAUAGCGCUGAUGUGGACGCAUUGGAUGAAUACAUGAAUAGUUUGGGCAAACAGAGCAUGGCGCAGAAGGCUGAGAUUUCUAAGGCUAGGAUGAGCAUCCAAAAACUGAAAUUACAAUUGAACAAGACGCACAGACUCGCAGAUCUCGCUCGACCGGCGCACGCGCCGCCGUUGAUCAAGAAAGAUAAUAAGAUCGUUAAACAGAAUAACUCUGUUGUUUAUGGGAAGAGAUUAAAAUUAAAAGAAGACAUUGAGAAGAAAACAAAAGUAAGAGAAGAGAAGAAACAAGAAGACACAGAAUUUGUGGAAGAAAUGGAUUCUGAUGAUGACAGUGAAACCCAAAAGAAACCUAAAGAAGAAUUGACUGAGAGAAUAUCACAAAAGAUUGACAAACCUCAAGAAGAAUUGACAGAAAGAAUAUCGGAGAAGAGUAAAGAAGAUUCUAUAAGUAUAGAAUCUAAAAGUGAAAAUGAAUCUUCUGUUUCUGAAAAUAAAGAUAUUAAAAAAGAAGAAAGUAAGAGGGAAACAAGAGUAUUUGGACCAAUGAGACCUCCAGAAAAUUAUGUUAUACCGGAAAGUUAUUUUGACCAAGAGUCAGAUAGAGAUCUGCCGGAAAUUAAGGAAAAAGAAUGAAAUAAAUUGUUUUUUGGAGUA